CAGUUUGCGCCGCCGAUUUGAAUCUAGCGCGGCAAGAAGAACUAGCGAGCACCGAGGGCUCCUCGACGGGACCGGGUUAAGGUCCAGUUUCCUCGUGCACCUCCUCCGAUCUUUUGCCCCUUCGAGCCGGAUUGCCGUGGCUAAGAGUGUGUGAGCAACGGACGUGCGCGGCGCACCCUCCCUACCCCAGCGCCCGUCAAGAUGGACGCUGCAGCCUAGAAGAAAUGGCGAUCGCAGAAGAAGUCGGAGUAGUGCUGGGGGCGCGAAGACGCGUGUGAUUCUCCACAAAAGACAUGCGGCAUGCCCCCAGGCUUCGGCCGAGGCCCUGAACGCGAGUGUCUUCGGCAUGUGCUCUGUGCUUGUCGCGACCAGCCUACGACUGUCUAUUCCGCAUUGUGUAUCACAACUAGCAAUAAAUGAAGACUAAUAUCCCACAUGAUUUUUCAAGGACAUACACACAUAACAAAGAAAGUUGAUGUUAGUAAUGUUUUUGGCCCCCAAAAUUGCCCGAUCUGAAUACGAGGUAUCCUGGGGGCCUAGGCGCGAGGAGAAAUGUCCGAAGCCUCUGACUUAUCGUCCGAGGAGGAGCGCUGCAUAUUCCGUCCAUUCACGCGCGAGUCGCUUGCGAUCAUCGAGACUAGAAUUGCAGAAGAGUAUGCUAGGCAGAAGGAGCUCGAAAAGAAAAAAGCUGAAGGAGAGAUUCGGUAUGAGGACGAGGACGAAGAUGAAGGCCCCCAACCUGAUCCAACUCUGGAGCAAGGGCUGCCUAUACCAGUACGUCUUCAGGGUAGCUUUCCUCCAGAAUUGGCUAGUACACCUCUUGAGGACAUCGACGCUUUUUACAGUAACCAAAGGACUUUUGUAGUAGUUAGUAAAGGCAAGGACAUAUUUCGAUUUAGCGCAACAAACGCCAUGUGGAUACUCGAUCCCUUCAAUCCAAUCCGUCGAGUAGCUAUUUAUGUUCUAGUGCAUCCUUUAUUUUCUCUUUUUAUCAUUACCACAAUCCUCGUCAAUUGUAUCCUCAUGAUUAUGCCCACAACACCCACCGUAGAAUCAACUGAAGUGAUAUUCACAGGCAUCUACACGUUCGAAUCAGCUGUGAAGGUGAUGGCGAGAGGUUUUAUUCUUGAACCGUUCACCUACCUUAGAGAUGCAUGGAACUGGCUCGACUUCGUAGUCAUAGCUUUAGCUUAUGUUACCAUGGGUAUAGACCUUGGAAAUCUUGCUGCCUUGAGAACAUUUAGGGUACUACGAGCUCUAAAAACCGUUGCCAUUGUGCCAGGUUUGAAGACUAUCGUGGGAGCUGUAAUAGAAUCUGUAAAAAAUCUACGAGAUGUGAUAAUUUUAACAAUGUUUUCCCUGUCAGUAUUUGCAUUGAUAGGUUUACAAAUUUAUAUGGGAGUGCUAACCCAAAAAUGUAUCAAAGAGUUUCCAAUGGAUGGCUCGUGGGGAAAUCUUACCGCUGAAAAUUGGGAAAGAUUUGUCAGCAACGAAUCAAAUUGGUAUUAUGAUGAGGAUAAAGGCGAAAGACCAUUGUGUGGGAAUUCAUCCGGAGCAGGACAGUGUAAAGAGGGUUACAGAUGUUUACAAGGUUAUGGCGAAAAUCCAAAUUAUGGUUACACGAGUUUUGAUACAUUCGGUUGGGCGUUCCUUUCUGCCUUUAGACUAAUGACUCAGGAUUAUUGGGAAAAUUUAUAUCAACUGGUUUUAAGAUCCGCCGGUCCUUGGCAUAUGUUGUUUUUUAUUGUUAUCAUAUUUUUGGGUUCAUUCUAUUUGGUUAACUUAAUUUUGGCUAUUGUCGCUAUGUCUUAUGAUGAGUUACAGAAGAAGGCUCAGGAUGAGGAGGAAGCAGAAGCAAACGCCCUCAGGGAAGCCGAAGAGAAAGCGAAAGAGAAGCAGGAUAGAGCGGAUGCGAGAGCGGCGGCGGCUGAAGCAGCAGCGGCAGCAGCGAUGGUAGCAGCAUCGGGCGAAAUCAUUAAAUCCUCGUCGGACUAUUCGUGUCACAGUUACCAGUCUUUCGUAGAACAACCCAACGGACAGGACGACAACAACAAGGAGAAGAUAAGCAUUCGUUCGGAAGGAUUAGAUUCCGUGAGUGAACAAAGAAGAGUUCCUACUAAUCUCAGCAAGAUGCGGAAAGUCAGCGCUGCCAGUCUCAGUCUACCUGGAUCUCCGUUCAAUCUUCGACGAGGCUCUCGAGGUAGUCACCAGUUCACACUGAGAAACAAUAGGCGUAUGGCUCCCCCCGGCGAUCGGAAACCACUGGUUCUGUCGACUUAUCUCGACGCCCAAGAACAUCUACCCUACGCUGAUGACUCCAACGCAGUGACUCCAAUGAGUGAAGAAAACGGAGUUAUGGUCCUUCCCAUGUAUUAUGCAAACUUGGGAUCACGUCAUUCAUCGUACACUUCACAUGCUUCACGGAUGUCAUACACUUCUCAUGGAGAUUUGUUAGGCGGUUUGGGAAGCAAUGGAAAAGUUAUGACGAAAGAGAGUCAGCUGAGAGGUCGCUCCAAGAGAAAUGGAUCACAAGGCGCAGCGAACCCCUUAAGCUAUGAUAUGACCAACAAGACACACAGAGGCGACUACGAUGGUCCCACCGGGCACUUCUGCGGAUCAAAGUUGAAGCAAUUAGACAAUCCAUUCAUCGAUAGCAAUCAGAAACAAACAGUAGUAGACAUGAAAGAUGUGAUGGUGCUGAACGACAUCAUCGAGCAGGCAGCCGUCAGUGGAGGUAGCGAUCGUGGAGUUUCUGUUUAUUAUUUCUCAGCCAAUAAUGACGAGGAGGAAGAAGAACCAACAAUAAAGGAACGCGUUCUAGAAUACACUAUAAGAAUCAUAGAUAUCUUUUGUGUUUGGGAUUGCUGUACAUGCUGGGUAGCAAUCAAGAAUUUCGUCAGCUUAAUAGUUUUCGACCCUUUCGUCGAACUCUUCAUCACGCUCUGCAUCGUAGUCAACACGCUAUUUAUGGCACUGGACCACCACGACAUGGACAAGGACUUAGAGAAAGCUUUGAAAAGUGGAAACUACUUUUUUACUGCUACAUUUGCCAUCGAAGCUACUAUGAAACUAGUCGCUAUGAGUCCGAAAUACUACUUCCAAGAAGGUUGGAACAUCUUUGAUUUCAUAAUUGUAGCACUGUCCUUAAUCGAACUUGGACUCGAGGGGGUCCAAGGAUUAUCAGUUUUACGUUCGUUUAGAUUGCUAAGAGUGUUCAAAUUAGCAAAAUCAUGGCCGACUUUGAAUUUGCUCAUUUCCAUCAUGGGCAGAACUAUGGGGGCUUUAGGCAACCUAACCUUCGUGUUGUGUAUUAUCAUAUUCAUAUUCGCCGUGAUGGGUAUGCAGUUGUUUGGAAAAAAUUAUACAGAUAACGUGGACCGCUUUCCUGAUCACGACCUUCCAAGAUGGAACUUCACAGAUUUUAUGCAUUCCUUUAUGAUAGUGUUCCGAGUGUUGUGUGGAGAAUGGAUAGAGUCUAUGUGGGACUGUAUGUUAGUGGGUGAUGUGUCUUGUAUCCCAUUCUUCCUUGCUACCGUUGUUAUUGGCAAUCUUGUGGUUCUUAAUCUUUUCUUAGCUCUGCUUUUGAGUAAUUUUGGAUCGUCGAGUCUGUCGGCGCCCACGGCCGACAACGACACCAACAAAAUUGCGGAGGCCUUUGACAGAAUAGGCCGUUUUACAAGAUGGACAAAGGCUAGUGUUUUACAUAUCGCUAAACUGAUUCGAUUCAAGCUCACCAACCAAAUAUCCGACCAGCCGUCAGGUGAGGGACCGUCCAACAGUUGGAACCAAGAUGUGAGGGAUGGUGGUUUAGAAAUAUCCGCUGAAGAAAUUGUAGCUGAUGGGUUAAUAAAAAAGAGCCCCAAAGAUCGCCUUGAGGUAACAAUAGGAACGGGCAUGGAUUUGACCGUACACGGGGACCCAAAAAGAGGCAAAAACAGCAUCAACAAAAGCAAAACUAUAGGAAACUCGAUUCUAGAGCACGGUAUGUACAUCGGACAUCUAGACGAAGACGAAAUAAGUAACAAGUCGUACGGAAGUCAUAAACAUAGAUUUAAAGAUGAGAGUCACAAAGGUAGUGCCGAUAUGUUAGACGAACAUGAGGAAAAACGAGAUGCUAGUAAAGAAGAAUUAGGCAUCGCCGACGAAAUGGAAGAUGACAGAUACGAAAGCGAAAGACCGUUAACUGACAUCGUGGUAGUCGCAAAUACAGAAGACAUUAUCAUAGAUGAAUAUGCCGCAGAUUGCUUUCCAGAAACGUGUUACAAAAAGUUCCCCUUUCUUGCAGGAGACGAAGAUUCGCCUUUUUGGCAAGGCUGGGGGAAUUUGCGAUUUAAGACGUUUCGUCUUAUAGAGAACAAGUACUUUGAAACGGCUGUUAUUAUAAUGAUUUUGCUUAGCAGUUUAGCGUUGGCUUUAGAAGACGUUCAUCUACAACAGAGGCCCAUUUUGCAAGACGUGUUAUACUACAUGGAUAGAAUAUUUACGGUGAUAUUUUUCUUUGAAAUGUUAAUCAAGUGGUUAGCUUUAGGGUUCCAAACGUAUUUCACGAAUGCAUGGUGCUGGUUAGAUUUUGUAAUUGUAAUGGUAUGUAACCAUGUAUACAAGAAGUACCAACAGAGAUUAAUGUGUUCGUUGCAGGUAUCGCUAAUUAACUUCAUUGCCGCUUUAUGUGGUGCCGGCGGAAUUCAAGCUUUUAAAACUAUGCGGACACUGCGAGCGCUAAGACCACUUCGUGCUAUGUCACGUAUGCAAGGAAUGAGGGUUGUCGUAAACGCGUUGGUACAAGCGAUACCAUCUAUCUUCAAUGUAUUGCUAGUGUGCUUAAUAUUUUGGUUAAUUUUUGCUAUAAUGGGUGUACAGUUGUUUGCCGGCAAAUAUUUUAAAUGCGUAGACGCAAAUAAAUCAACGUUAAGCUAUGAAAUAAUACCAGAUUAUAAUGCUUGUGUAGCUGAAAACUACACAUGGGAAAACUCUCCAAUGAACUUUGACCACGUGGGAAAGGCAUACCUUUGUCUCUUCCAGGUUGCCACAUUCAAAGGGUGGAUACAAAUUAUGAACGACGCCAUAGAUUCUAGAGAUAUAAAUAAGCAACCCAUAAGAGAAACCAAUAUUUAUAUGUACUUAUACUUUGUAUUUUUUAUAAUCUUUGGAUCAUUUUUUACACUAAAUCUGUUUAUUGGUGUCAUCAUCGAUAACUUUAAUGAGCAAAAGAAAAAGGGUGGUGAUUCCAUAGCGUUAAUGAUGACCGACGCUCAGAAAAAAUACUACAAUGCGAUGAAAAAAAUGGGUUCGAAGAAACCGAUGAAAGCUAUACCAAGACCGAGGUGGAGACCUCAAGCUAUCGUCUUCGAAAUAGUAUCAAACAAAAAAUUCGAUAUGAUAAUCAUGUUGUUUAUCGGAUUAAACAUGUUGACGAUGACAAUGGAUCACUACCAACAGGAAGAAACCUUUACGAAGGUUCUGGAUUCGCUCAACACGAUUUUCAUUGUUAUAUUUAGUACCGAGUGCCUCAUGAAAAUUUUUGCUUUACGUUAUCAUUACUUUACAGAACCUUGGAACCUGUUCGAUACAGUAGUAGUAAUUUUAUCAAUUUUGGGAUUGGUCCUUAGCGAUAUAAUUGAGAAGUACUUUGUAUCGCCGACACUACUAAGAGUAGUGCGAGUGGCGAAAGUAGGGAGAGUCCUUCGAUUAGUGAAGGGAGCAAAAGGCAUCCGUACACUGCUUUUCGCAUUAGCCAUGUCACUGCCUGCACUGUUCAACAUCUGUUUACUACUAUUCUUGGUCAUGUUCAUCUUUGCCAUUUUUGGGAUGUCUUUCUUCAUGCACGUGAAAGAUAAAAGUGGAUUGGAUGAUGUGUACAAUUUCAAGACGUUCGGUCAAUCCAUGAUUCUCUUGUUCCAAAUGUCCACUUCAGCAGGAUGGGACGGAGUGCUUGAUGGUAUCAUCAACGAAGAAGAUUGCAAGUUACCGAAUAACGAGAUAGGAGAGACCGGAAAUUGUGGAAACUCGACGAUCGGCAUCGCUUUUUUGCUAAGCUAUCUCGUUAUAUCUUUCCUCAUCGUGAUCAACAUGUACAUCGCUGUGAUUUUGGAAAACUAUUCCCAGGCUACAGAAGACGUACAGGAAGGUUUAACAGAUGACGACUACGAUAUGUACUAUGAGAUUUGGCAGCAGUUCGAUCCGGACGGAACGCAGUACAUACGGUACGACCAAGUGUCGGACUUGUUCGAUGUGUUGGAACCUCCUUUACAAAUCCACAAACCAAAUAAAUACAAAAUCUAUUCCAUGGACAUUCCUAUAUGCAAAGGUGAUCUGAUGUUUUGUGUAGAUAUAUUAGACGCGCUAACCAAAGACUUCUUCGCCCGGAAGGGCAACGCGAUUGAGGAAACAGAUGAACUAGGUGAAGUGCAACCUGUACAAAACGAGCCGGGUUAUGAAAAAAUUAGUUCUACACUGUACAGACAGCGUGAGGAAUAUUGUGCAAGACUGAUCCAGACAGCGUGGCGGAAGUACAGACAACGCAGCGGUGAUGCUCCCGAACAACCAGUGACCGUGGAGGAGAGUACCGGUGGCGGGGAAGGGGAAGUUGAGGCUCACCAAACUGCCGUUUUGGUCGAGAGUGACGGAUUUGUGACCAAAAACGGGCACAAGGUAGUGUUACACAGUCGUACGCCCAGCAUCAGCUCCAAGUCUGCAGACGUCUGAGAUUGGCCCCGCCCCUCCCCGAUUUCGCCAUAGGCUCGGAUGGCCAUACUGCACGUCUUUUUAUCUCGGCUGCACUCCAGAAGGUUCUUCACUCUUACAUACAUCGAAUUCCGUAUAAAUAUCUACUGUAACUGCGUCUACUGCGUUAAGCUGUUGCUGGAUACUUUCGAGAUAAAACUUACGUGGACUUAAGUCUGUGCUGUGUAGUUUGAUGGAGAAGGUAUCGUAUAUUAAGUGUCAACUGCUUUUGCUGCUCAUAUCGCUAUUGAUAAUACUCGAAUACAUAUAGCGUUUAAAUCCACUUUCACCAUCCAAGUCAUAGUUGUAUGAACAGUGAAUUCACUGGCUAGUUCUAUGUUAAAUUUUCAUUUACACGUGAUUAUAAAGUAGCAACUAUGUCCCAGCAUUUGUUGCUAGUUUUAACUCAUGAGAUAGUCCCAAAAAUUGAAAAUUCUACACAAAACUGGUCGCUAAUACAAAAAACAGUUGAUGUAAAACUUUACACGUUUUGUUUAUUCAGGGGGCCUGUUAUUUCGAAACAUGUUAAACUUCAUCCACUCAUCUUUUUAAUAAUAAUUAUUGAGGUUUUCAAAAGUAAGAAAGAAUAGUACGGAGUUCAUAAAACCGGUUCCACUUAGUACAGCCGUGGAACCGUCAACUGUAAGACGUUUAUAAACUUUUGGAGAUCUCACCUGCCAACAAGCCGUAUGUUUUGAACUAACAGGAUUACCACAUAACUCAAUGAUUGUAACGCUAGGAGUAAAAUCCUGUACAUAAUUGUUAUUAUUAACAAACUAACAAAAAGGCUUGAUUUGUUCUGCAUGCAGACUACAUCAAGCUUAUACAUCCUGAGUCCAUUAACCUUAAUUAAUCGACAUCACACAGCUAAAGAAUCUCAACGCACUGAUAAGGUAAAAGCAAGUUUAUUGUUAUUUGGGAGCAACCGUUCCCAAGUGGUUCCCAAAAACAAAAUAGGCAUUUCAAAUUUAAGGAUAAUGAUUCAGGUUUAGCACUUCCAAG
Molecule: messenger RNA, 7725 nt
Organism: Zophobas morio
Lineage: Eukaryota; Metazoa; Arthropoda; Insecta; Coleoptera; Tenebrionidae
Product: sodium channel protein para-like
Exons: 29
Coding region: 553-6705 (2050 amino acids)
Biological process (GO): neuronal action potential; sodium ion transmembrane transport; membrane depolarization during action potential
Cellular component (GO): plasma membrane; voltage-gated sodium channel complex
Molecular function (GO): voltage-gated sodium channel activity; calcium ion binding
Source: RefSeq, a predicted model, not a curated record